This is a messenger RNA of Patiria miniata (bat star), 4152 nucleotides long. It is a transcript of the gene cars2, whose product is annotated as probable cysteine--tRNA ligase, mitochondrial. The transcript has 13 exons. Gene Ontology annotation, biological process: cysteinyl-tRNA aminoacylation. Lineage: Eukaryota; Metazoa; Echinodermata; Asteroidea; Valvatida; Asterinidae. Gene Ontology annotation, cellular component: cytoplasm. Bases 132 to 2321 code for a protein of 729 amino acids. The record is from RefSeq and is a predicted model, not a curated record. Gene Ontology annotation, molecular function: ATP binding; cysteine-tRNA ligase activity.
AGGUCAAUUCAUUUACCAGUAAAACCUAUGCCGAAGACGUGACCGAUGUGGGAAUGGGCGGCUAAAAAUGUCAAACAUUCCGACUGAAAACAUCAUUAAUUCGCAACUAAAUUAGACUUAAGCAGUGAGAGAUGAUACCCCGGGUACCUAAAGGUACAAUUUGGACCGCUAGGCAUGUUUGUAAGUUGCUAAACGUGGGGCAAACAUCAGGCGGCGGACGGCCAUGGUGUUCCCCGUCAAGUUUCAGCAGACAAACCAUUUCGUGCGUGCAUGCAGCAGCAUCCUGUUCGACAUGUUCGAGAAGUCAACUUGACGUCCAUUUGGUUCAGAAGUUCACUCCCCAGCGGAAGGGGCUUACGAAUCGUGAACAAGGUCACGCAGGUGCUGUGUACAUACAUCGAAGACACCACAAACCUUACCCUAUACGAUGCAGUUUGGCAAGGAACUUGAACAUGUUGAACCUGAAAAAAAUAACAAAUUGUGUUCGAUAUUUGAGCACCAGUAACCAUGGAAAUGUCAGACCGCUUUUGUCUCAGAAACAAAGUAGUGAUGUUGUCAGUGUGAAUGUUAAAACUCGCAAGCAGGGCGGAAACCUUAGCAGAGAACGGACACUCGAGCGUGAGAAACUAGCUGACUUGAAGAGAUCGUCUCCAGUCAUUGCUGGACCUAGUUUGGCGAGUGGAGAUGUCGUCCUUGAACGAGAUGGCCACAACACAGAAAUUAUGGUUGUGAACUCGCUAACAAAACAACUACUGAAAAAGGAGCCUUUGGUUUUACGGAAUCAAAAUGUGGCAACUUGGUAUUCCUGUGGUCCGACAGUCUACGAUAGUCCUCAUCUUGGUCAUGGAAGCUGUUAUGUCCGCUUUGACAUCCUUCGGCGCAUCCUCUCUGAGUUCUAUGACAUCAAUGUGGUUCAUGUCCUUGGCAUCACAGACAUUGACAGUAAGAUCAUCCAGAGAUCUCUUGAAGAAGGCAUUGAUUUCUACAAGCUGACAAAGAAAUAUGAGACCGAGUUCUUCCGUGAUAUGGAGAAGUUACAGGUUUUGCCUGCCACUGUGAACCCACGAGUGACGGAUCAUAUUCCACAGAUUAUCAACUUUAUUCAGAGGAUAAUAAAGAAUGGCUAUGCUUACCCAACUGAAAGUGGCAAUGUGUACUUUGACGUGCAUGCCUUUGGCACACAUCGAUACAAGAAACUAGCCACGCACUACAUGGAACCAGGGACGCGGGAUACCGAGAAGAAGUCGCCCGAGGAUUUUGCGUUGUGGAAGGCUGCUAAGCCAGACGAACCCUGGUGGCACUCACCGUGGGGAAGUGGGAAGGGACGACCUGGCUGGCAUAUAGAGUGCUCUGCUAUGUCAAGCGAAAUAUUUGGAGAGAAUCUGGACAUCCAUACUGGAGGUCGCGACCUUGCCUUCCCCCAUCACAACAAUGAGAUUGCCCAGUGUGAAGGCUGCUUCAAUUCAAACUCUUGGGCGAGGUACUUCCUCCAUUCAGGUCAUUUGUUCCGUAAGAGUGACCCUAACAAGAUGUCCAAAUCUUUGAAGAACUUUGUGACAAUUGAAGACUUCUUGCAGUCCUAUUCAGCCAACCACUUCAGAGUUCUCUGUCUCAUGUCCAAGUAUAGUAAUGAUAUUGAGUAUUCUGAAGAAACUGUCCGUCAUGCCGUCAAGAUAUGCAGGCAGCUAUCUUCCUUUCUCAAUGAUGCCGAUGCUUAUGUUAAAGGUCAACUCAUGGCCCGGGAGAUCAGCGAGGCCGCCCUCAUGCAGAAACUUGCUGAUACCCAGACCCAAUUCAUGAAAGCAGUAGCUGAUGAUUUUGACACCAAGCGGGGACUGGAUGCAAUCAUGGAGCUGGUCCGAGCAGCAAACAUGGCGAUAGGUGGUAAACAACAUCAGCAACACAUGAAUGUGCCUAGAUGUGCUGGUGCUAUUGCUGGAGUUGCAUCCUACAUCGAUCGGAUCCUUCAGGCGCUGGGAGUCAAGUUCCAGAGUAGAAUGGAUGUGGCAGCUAGCAGAUCAACCAAAGCACUGUCUUCCACCAUGGAUACCUUGAUCAACUUGAGGAGUGAGGUCAGAAAGUGGGCACUGGACACGCCCCUUGAAGAUGACCUCAAAGGGUCAGAGGUCACACAAUCAGGGACAGCAGACAAACCUAAACCCAAGAAGCUGAUGUACAAGGCUCUUCAUCGUCGUGCUGAGCUGCUACAGAAAUGUGACAAUGUCCGUCAAGAUUUGCUCCAAGCUGGAGUCCAGAUUAAGGACCGAGGAACCUCUGCAACGUGGGAGUAUGUGGAAAAGAAAGCAGGAGACCAGCCUUAAGCAGAGUACCAGGAUGCCAUCAGAACUUGACAUCUGUCUUCAGUGAUUGUUACAGGACAAGGUAUAUGCAGACGUUAGGGGCAACUGACUCUGAAUAUUGUUGGCACAAAGCCUAAUCCUCCCAUGUCUUUUAUAAUCCAUAACGAGGAUUUGGAGGACUGUGCAGGUUUGGAGAAGGUGGAGGCAAGCCACUUUCACUUUACAUGAGGCUUGAUUUGAUGCCCUUUAAAAGUGCUAAUGAAUUUGGAAGUUCGAGGUUUGAGAAGGUUUGUAGCAAAAAUAAUUAACAACAGCUAAUCAUUGCUCCUGAUUUAUUGCCAUGUUGGCAUGAUAGGACUCUGUGCACAAGUAUUGCCUUUAUGGUCACAAAGCGUGACCGUUGGGAGGGAACUGAAUUGCAUUGCUGAAGGCGCCUGAUGCUCACGCGAAGACCCCAUGGGUUUGUGUAAAUGCAGAAUAAAAUCAGCUGUGCAUACUUAACCACUAUAGGCACAGGAUCUGGUAAUGUGUCUCCCCCACAAGUAUUUAAAAGUUUCAAAAGUGCUAUUUACUGUCCAGGCACCGAGACCGUAGCUGGUGAUCCAUGAUUGCAAUUGAUAUUUUCCAGACACCAGACUUGUGAUAUAUUUUCGGACAAAACAUGUUGUGGGGACAGGCGUAUGUCUCAUUGGCACAUUAACAAUACCCACCUAAACUAAAUUUGGAUGCCUGAAAUUUCAGUCCGUAGGAAUUGUAUAUUUAUCGUGCUCUUUAUUCUUAUUAUUCAUUUCGGGAUGUUUGAGAAUUGUUUUUAAAAAUGAGUAAAGACAACCUUAAAACUGGUUUCUUGUAUUGCUGUACAUAGUUCCUUCUAUGGGAGAAAAUAUGAUAAUGGUUUAUAAAAAAAAGAUUUUUUUUCCGAGUCAGAAGCAGCAAAAGGAAAUUGUGUUUGAAAUGUAAUUUUGAAGCCUUCCACCUUAGAGGUUUGGUCGUUCAAAUCCUGCAUUAGACAUUCAUCAGGUUUUGGCCCUUCAUUGCAAAGACGUCCUGUUUGUCCAAGGGAGGUACAAGUUGUGUUUGUCCUAGUGAUGAGUUACGAAUAAUACCCACUUCAAAGAGCUGAUAAUCAUUAGAUUUCCUCAAAGGACGGUAAUUGGUGGACAAUGUUCACGGUAUCAAAUUAUCCUUGUAUAUUGACAAUGUUAAUAAAGUGUAGUAAUUUUCUUAUGAUUAAAUCAAUUUUAAAGGUUGAAUCUUGCCCUCGGCCAGGUUUCUAUUUGACUUGUGAAUUAGACAUUAACAAUACAUCCAUGUAGAUUACACGCCAGUAUUUUCAUAGUAUCUCAAAAAUUAGAGAUAUGCAGGACAGCCCGUUCUUGGAACAACAAAACACUGUAAAUAUUGCGGGUUUUGAUUCGCGACGUUCUUAUUUCACGAUGCUGUAUUCUUUUUUUAACGAAUACUCUACAUGUGUGCAGUGCAAACCAUUCUGAUUUAUACUUCAUCAGAUUUGAUGUCACGUUACAAACAUUGUCUGCUAAGACUUAAAAGAAACAUACUAUUACUGACCAUUUCACAAACCUGGGUUCAUCAGCAGUUUCGGCUUGACAUUGAACCUCCUGACUCAAUAGGGAUCGGUUUCCUACCUCAAGAGCAUGCCGAAGUCUAGAAUCGUUCUGAACAUUACCAUACAGACUGACAAAUCAAUGGACAAAGAUUUUAUUUCAGUAAUGGUCAUAGCUUUAAAGAUCCCAGCCAACUUUUUAUUUAAACAAAAAUACAAUGUCGACACAGUUUACAAGAAAACAACUGUACAGUUGAAAUAAAGUAUCCAACGAACUAGAACACCUGA